This is a messenger RNA of Agrilus planipennis (emerald ash borer), 679 nucleotides long. Its product is annotated as peptidyl-prolyl cis-trans isomerase FKBP2. The transcript has 5 exons. NCBI's taxonomy places the organism in Eukaryota, Metazoa, Arthropoda, Insecta, Coleoptera, Buprestidae. Bases 188 to 610 code for a protein of 140 amino acids. Gene Ontology annotation, molecular function: peptidyl-prolyl cis-trans isomerase activity. The record is from RefSeq and is a predicted model, not a curated record. Gene Ontology annotation, biological process: protein peptidyl-prolyl isomerization.
AAAAUCUUUUAGCCUAAAUAGUAAAACAAAUAGUGAAACUUACGCAGACGGUCAAAAGGUCAAAUAUACUUGCAAAUAUAAUGCUACUUGUAUUAGGUGUUUUUUCAGUGGGAAACGUUGAUCACUUGGUUACAAUCAUUAUGAUGAGGAUGAAACAACUCUCAGUGGUAAACAGCAUAAUCUAAAAAUGAAAAGUACCAUUACUGUAAGGAUCAGCUUUAUAAUAUUAUUAUUACUUGUCCUAAAUGUUUCUAAUAAUACAAACUCCAAAAAACUUCAAAUUGGAAUUAAGAAGAGACCUAAAAAUUGUACAAUUAAAUCAAAAAAAGGAGAUUUACUGCACGUUUUUUAUCAGGGUAGUUUUCCUUCUGGAGAAAAGUUCGAUAGCAAUUUUAAUGGAAAGCUUUUUACAUUUACUUUAGGGUCAGAACAGGUUAUCAAAGGUUGGGACCAAGGUUUAAUAGGAAUGUGUAUUGGUGAACAGCGAAAAUUGCUGAUUCCUCCACAUUUGGGAUAUGGAACCAGGGGGGCUCCUCCAAAAAUUACGCCAAACCAGCCGUUAAUUUUCUCAGUAGAAUUGGUCAAUAUAGAACGCAAAAAUCCUAAAUAAUUUAUUUUUAUAUAAAUUUGAUUUCAAUGAAAAAUAACACAAAACAUAAAAUAAAAAUAAAUAAACUAC